AGCACCAACACCUCUGUGCUGGGAGAUAAAGGGAAAUACAGUAAACUAUGUGCUGCGUUUCCACUGAGAGGCUCCACGAUCAUCAAUACCAGAAAUUAAGCAACUAGAAAUCAGCUGAAAGGCUAUCAUUAAGGGAACAGCCAUGCUUGGAGGCGUCCACACAGAUUUGUUGCUCAUAGUGACUUUACUUUUCCUCUCUCACACAGGGAUUCAGUGCAGAGCUGAACAUCAUUUUUCAUUGGUUCCUUUACCAGAGUGGAGGCCAAAUUCAGAAUAUGUUACACAGUGCUUCUACAGUCGACAGAACAAUCUGAUUUGUGACUGGACACGAAGCCAGCAGAGAAGAGGUGAUGUUGCAGUGAACGUAUUAGAGAGUGGUACACUGGGGCUGGAGGAAGAAGCCUGUCUAGAGUUUUGGUACCAGGUCCCAUUUGCAGCCAGUGGAUCUGAACUUCGAGUUCUCCUGAAAAGUAGCACUGGUCUGGUAGAAAUCUGGACCUCUCCUGCACUAAUAACAAAUUCAUGGACACAAGUGUUUGUCCCCCUGAAGAUCACCAAACCAGAGACUCAGGUUGUGCUUGAAGCCAAGUUUACAGGGGAACAAAUCGCAUUUAACCAGAUGGGUGUAAGAAGAGGCUUGUGUGGACCCCAGUGUGAAUCUAAUACAGAGUUAUGGACAGAUGAGUCCACCCUCUGCAUCUGUUCAGAGGGCCAACACUCCUGCUUCCCCUCUCAAUGCCCUGAGGGACAAAUCUGUGGUCCUCAAAGAAGAGGCUCCACUGGGAUUUCCACCACUGGGAUGUGCACUAUACACAGCCACACAGACUGCAGCACUUUUGAUGGCGUGCUAUUUCGCUUCAUGGCUCCCUGCACCUACACACUGGCCAAGACCUGCUCAUCCACUAAGGCCCUGCCGAUGUUCAGUGUGGAAGUAGUCAAUGAGCAGGAUGGGAACUCAUCUCUGCCAGCUAUCCAGCAGGUUAACGUGAACACAGAGAACUUCAGAGUUUCCUUCCUGAAAAGGCAGACACAACGGGUGGUGGUUAAUGGGUUGUCGAGGAAGCUUCCACUGAGCCUCAGCAACGGCAGUGUCAACAUCCAGAGUAACCCCGCUGCUGUUGUCCUGGUUACCAGUUUCGGGCUGUCUGUUUCAUACGACAAUGCUGGGGCUCUACAUGUUAUCCUACCAUCCUCAUAUUCUGGCGAAGUAUGCGGUUUGUGUGGCAACUUCAACCACUUUAAGGAAGAUGACCUCCGCAAGCCUGAUGGGACAACUGCCCAAAAUGCUACAGUUUUGGCUAAGAGCUGGCAGACUGGGCAAAUCACCUCCUCCUGUGAAACUAUUCUAGUGCCUCAUGAGUGUGACCCGCUGGAGAAGGCCGUGUAUGCUAGCAAGUUUUACUGUGGAGGCCUCAUCUCUAAUACUGGGCCCUUUGCUGACUGCCAGUCAGUUCUGGGAGCAGAGAGUUACUUCAGGGGCUGUGUGGUCAGUAUGUGUUCUGCCCAUGGUGACCCAGCAGUGCUAUGUGAGACAUUACAGGUCUACAGUAAUAUCUGCAAGGAGGCUGGAGUUGCUGUGCCCAUAUGGAGGAAUUCCACAUUCUGCCCCCUUCAGUGUGCUGAGAACAGCCAUUAUAACGUGUGUGCUGAUGGCUGUCCUGAGGUGUGCUCCAGUUUGGAUUUAACUAGCUCUUGUGGAAACUGUGAGGAAAGAUGUGAGUGUGACAACGGCUUCAAACUGAGUGGUGGGAAGUGUGUCCCAGCCAAGGACUGUGGGUGCUGGUAUAAUGGUAAACACUAUGAGAAAGGGUCAACAUUUGUGGAAGGACAGUGUGAGCAGCAGUGCCACUGUGUGGGUAAUAAUGACCUCACGUGCACCUCAAUGCAAUGUGCAAACAAUGAGGUUUGUAAGGUCAGGGACGGGGUGAAAGACUGCUUCCCUUUCAUGCCUACCACCUGCAGUGUGUAUGGUGAUCCACACUACAUCACUUUUGACAAGACGGCUUACGACUUUCAAGGGGGCUGCAGUUACACACUGACUACAACAUGUGGAGUCGAAAGCCCAGUCCAGUUUAGUGUAAUUGGGCACAACAUGCAUCCUCCACUUCAGAACUUUACCCUGUCCAAGUUGGAAGCUGCAACUCUGCAUAUGGAAGACUUUGACUUCACCUUAAACCAAAAUGGAGAAGUCUAUGUGAAUGACCAUCCUGUAAAACUCCCUUAUUCCACCAGUGAAACAUACGGAUCAGUAUGGGUCUACAUGCAUCAUUCAUAUAUUAUCUUGGAGACAUCCUUUGGCCUCAGAAUGAUGGUUGAUGGGCAGAAAAGACUCUUUCUCCAGGUGGAUGAAAGCUACAAGUAUGAACUGUGUGGACUGUGUGGCACCUUCUCUGGAUACCAGGACGAUGACUUUGUGACACCCGAAGGCCAACACGUUACAGAGCCAUUUGAUUUUGGCGACAGCUGGAGGGUGCAGAACAAUUAUGAAUGUACAGCCUAUCCAAAUGUCCCAAGGCACUGUGACUAUGAUGAAGAGAAUAAGGCUUACAAUGAUUGUAGUCCACUACUGGGGGAAGCCUUCCAGCUCUGCCAUGAGACCAUCCACCCAAACAUCUAUCUCAGUAGUUGUGUGUAUGACUAUUGUGCCACAAAUGGUGACCAACAAACCUUAUGUGAAUCCCUGAAGUCCUAUGCAGCAGCAUGCCAGGUUGCAGGAGUGGAGUUGCCCCCAUGGCAGGCAGACACAGCUUGUGACCUGUCUAAACCAACAACCCCUGCUCCAGCAAACAACUCAACCACUACAGCUAAACCACAACCACCAACUACAGCUAGACCAAAACCAACAACUUCAACGCAGCCCCAACCUCCAACCACUACAGCUGAGCCCCAACCUCCAACCACCACAACUACGCCACAACCUAUAGUGUGUAAUUUUGGCUGUAGCUUUGACAAUGAUCUUUGUAGCUGGAAUCAGAUGAUCACUGAUGCAUUUGACUGGACAUGGCACAGUGGUUCCACACCUACCCCGAUGACUGGACCAUCUGCUGACCACACUGGUGGUGGACACUACCUGUACAUAGAGGCCAGCAGUGUAACACAUGGAGAUACAGCACGUCUCAUCAGCUCCGAGUGUUUGAACACUGGUCCUCAGUGUCUGCAGUUCUGGUACCAUAUGUAUGGCUCAGCGGACACAAUGGGCCUCCACAUUUACCAGGUCCAGAACAGAAUAACUAAUUCCAUUUGGAGGAAAAGAAAUGAUCAGGGAAAUGCUUGGCACCUGGCCCAGGUGGACUUAACUCCAAGUGGAGCUUUCCAGAUAUUUUUUGAAGGAAGGAGAGGUUCCAAUGAUCAGUCUGAUGUGGCCAUAGAUGAUAUAUCACUUCAUCAUGGACACUGUGGAGACCUGACUAAACCAACAACCCCUGCCCCAGAGUUUCCUCCAGCGAACAGCUCAACCACUACAGCUAGACCACAACCUCCAACCACAGCGAGGCCCCAACCUCCAACCACUACAACUAAGCCCCAACCUCCAAUCACUACAGCUAGGCCCCAACCUCCAACCCACACAACUAGGCCCCAACAACCCAUAGUCUGUAAUUUUGGCUGUAGCUUUGACAAUGAUCUUUGUAGCUGGAAUCAGAUGAUCACUGAUGCAUUUGACUGGACCUGGCACAGUGGUUCCACACCUACCCCGAUAACUGGACCCUCUGCUGAUCACACUGGCGGUGGUCACUACCUGUACAUAGAGGCCAGCAGUGUAACACAUGGAGAUACAGCUCGUCUCAUCAGCUCUGAGUGUUUAAACAUUGGUCCUCAGUGUCUGCAGUUCUGGUAUCAUAUGUAUGGCUCAGCGGACACAAUGGGCCUCCACGUUUACCAGGUGCAGAACAGAAUAUCCAAUUCCAUUUGGUGGAAAAGAAAUGAUCAGGGAAAUGCUUGGCACCUGGCCCAGGUGGACUUAACUUCAAGUGGAGCCUUCCAGAUAUUUUUUGAAGGAAGGAGAGGUUCCAAUGAUCAGUCUGAUGUGGCCAUAGAUGAUAUAUCACUUUAUCAUGGACACUGUGAAGACCUGACUAGACCAACAACCCUUGCUCCAGCAAACAGCUCAACCACUACAGUUAGACCACAACCAUUAACAACUACAGCUAGACCACAACCACCAACAACUACAGCUAGACCACAACCACCAACAACUACAGCUAGACCAAAACCACCAACUUCAACACAGCCACAAACUCCAAGCAUGGCUCCAACUGAGUUGCAAUCAACAAGCUUAACACAAUCAUCAACCACUACAACUGAGCCCCAACCUCCAACAUCUACAGCUAGACCCCAACCAUCAACCACUACAGCAAGACCUCCAACCACCACAACUAGACCAAACCCAACAACCACAACACUGCCACAAACAUCAACCACAAUUCUUUCACAAACAAGCACACAAGAACCUUCAACCACUUCAUCUAGGCCCCAACCUUCAACCACAGAUAGACCACAACCCUCAACUACAUCAGCUAGGCCCCUACCUGUAACCACUACAGCUAGACCACAACCUACAAUCACUACAGUUCGACCAAAUCCAGCAACCUCAACACAGCCACAAACACCAAGCAUAGCUCCAUCUGAGUCACAAGCAACAAGCAUAACACAAUCUCCAACCACUACAGCUGGCCCACAACCUCCAACUACUACAUUUAGACCACGACCCACAACCACUACAGCUAGACCUUACCCACCAACCCCAACACUGCCACCAAUAUCAACCGCAGCUCCAUCUGAGUCUCAAACAACAACCAUUGUACAAUCACCAACCCCUACAAGUAGGCCACAACCUCCAACCACUGAUAGACCACAACCACCAACAUCUACAGGUAGGCCCCAACCAUCAACCACUACGGCAAGGCCCCAACCUCCAACCACCACAACUAGACCAAACCCACCAACCACAACACUGCCACAAACAUCAAUUACAAUUCCAUCUGAGUCACAAACAACAAUCAUACCUGAACAUUCAACCACUUCAUCUAGGCCCCAACCUCAGACCACAGAUAUAACACAAACCUCAACAACAUCAGAUAGGCCCCUACCUGUAACCACUACAGAUAGACCACAACCUCCAAUUACUACAGUUAGACCAAAUCCAGCAACCUCAACACAGCCACAAACACCAAGCAUAGCUCCAUCUGAAUCACAAGCAACAAGCAUAACACAAUUUCCAACCCCUACAGUUGGCCCACAACCUCCAACUACUACAUUUAGACCACGACCCACAACCACUACAGUUAGACCUAACCCACCAACCACAACACUGCCACCAAUAUCAACCACAUCUCCAUCUGAGUCACAAACAAUAAGCAUACCACAACCUUCAACCACUUCAUCUUGGCCUCAACCUCAGACCACAGAUAUAACACACACCUCAACUACAUCAGCUAGGCCCCUACCUGUAACCACUACAGCUAGACCACAACCUACAAUCACUACAGUUAGACCAAAUCCAGCAACCUCAACACAGCCACAAACACCAAGCAUAGCUCCAUCUGAAUCACAAGCAACAAGCAUAACACAAUUUCCAACCACUACAGUUGGCCCACAACCUCCAACUACUACAUUUAGACCACGACCCACAACCACUACAGCUAGACCUAACCCACCAACCACAACACAGCCCCCAACAUCAACCACAGCUCCAUCUGAGUCACAAACAAUAAGCAUACCACAAACUUCGACCACUUCACCUUGGCCCCAACCUCAGACCACAGAUAUAACACACAACAUCAGCUACAUCACAACUACAUCAGCUAGGCCCCAACCUCAAACCACAACACUGCCACAAGCAUCAACCACAGCUCCAUCUGAGUCACAAACAACAAGCAUACCACCACCUUCAACCACUUCAUCUAGGCCCCAACCUCCAACCACAGAUAGACCACAACCCUCAACUACAUCAGCUAGGCCCCUACCUGUAACCACUACAGCUAGACCACAACCUACAAUCACUACAGUUAGACCAAAUCCAGCAACCUCAACACAGCCACAAACACCAAGCAUAGCUCCAUCUGAAUCACAAGCAACAAGCAUAACACAAUUUCCAACCACUACAGUUGGCCCACAAACUCCAACUACUACAUUCAGACCUCGACCCACAACCAGUACAGCUAGACCUAACCCACCAACCACAACACUGCCACCAACAUCAACCGCAGCUCCAUCUGAGUCACAAACAAUAAGCAUACCACGACCUUCAACCACUUCAUCUUGGCCCCAACCUCAGACCACAGAUAUAACACACACUACAGUUGGACCAAAUCCAGCAACAACUACAGCAAGGCCCCAACCUCCAACCACUACAGCUAGACCACCACCUCCAACCACUACAGCUAAACCACAACCCCCAACCACUACAGCCAGACCAACACCCUCUUGCCCAGAGAACAGUCAUUACACCUCUUGUAUCCCGGCCUGCAGUCCAACCUGUUCAAACCUAAAUGGGCCCCCACACUGCAAUAACAGUAAUAGCUGUGAGCCAGGAUGUGUCUGCAAUGAUGGGUUUGUUCGGAAAUUGGGGCGUUGUGUGCCUAUUGAGGAGUGUGGCUGUGUGGACAGUAAUGGCAACAAACAUCAGUUCAAUGAAAUUUGGUAUGCUGAUCACUGCAGUCAAAAAUGUGAAUGUGAAAAAGACGACGGCCUGGGGAAGAUUGACUGUGAUGAUGAUGAGGAAUGCGAUAAAAAUGCUGUCUGCCUUCAAAAUGACAAGGGCGAAUACUACUGCAAGUCUACAGACUUCAGUGGGUGUACCAUAGAGCCAGACCCUGAGUACAGAACCUUUGAUAAAAUUAGGCAUGACUUUAAGGGCAAGCAUUCAUACGUUCUAGUCCGGACCAACAACUUGCCAAAUAACCUUCCAGAUGUCUACAUUGUAAGCAUCAAUACACACAGAGUAGACAACGAUGAUGACGACAAGCACGAUGAUGACAGUAGCAGUGAAGAAAACCACAGUCGCAGAGUGAGGGAUGAAGAUGAUGAUGAUGAUGAUGAUGAUGAUGAUGAUGAUGAUGACGACGACAGUGAAGAGAGUGAUGGACAUUACAGAUUAAAAGAGCUCAAGAUUGUCGUGUACAAUCACACUGUGGAGUUAAAGAAGAAUAGUAAAUUGGUUGUGGACGGAAAGAGAACUAAAAUGCCUGUAUCACCUACAGCUGGUCUAAACAUCCGACAGCAUUCCUCUCAAAUCUACCUAAAGACUGACUUUGGCCUCUCAGUGGAAUUUGAUGGACGCAACACAGCAGAGAUCACUCUACCACACAUAUAUAGAAGUAAAGUUGGAGGUCUGUGUGGUAACUUUGAUGGUCAGAAGUGGAAUGAAAAAAUGAAGCCAGAUGGCACCAGGGCGAAGACCGUUCAAGAGUUUGGAGAGAGUUGGAGAGUGUAAACAACAGGUUUAAAAAGGUUUAAAAACAAGUAGAAAUACGUAUUGUUUAGAUUGUAAAAUCUCCUUAUUGAUUGAGUCAGGAAUAGACAAAUUCCCCUUCUUUUAACAAUAAACCUGAGCAUCCCAAGAUGACUUGACAUAAACACCAGUGGCACUGAUGUCCAAUUUUCUUUGCCCCCAGUUUUUUCAGAAAAACCAGAUUUCGACUGCAUUUUUCAAGAAGAAUCUGCUGUCAAGCGUACAUCUGAAUGUUUUUAAUUUAAAAACCUUUGUUACCUUGCAGCCUGUGUCAGAUCAGAUAUUACAGUUUUUUUGUCACUGUCAAGCAUACUAUUUAUUCAAACGAGAUAACCUUACACCUAUGUAUAUUCUUUAUCUUAUACAGGUACAACACAGUGUUUAAUGAGAAUGCAUGUGUACACAAUGUGGAUUGGUUAUAAUUACCUGAAAAAGUCCAAAAAAGGGUUGAAAGUGCAAUAAAUAAUUACAAAGAA
This is a messenger RNA of Solea solea (common sole), 7926 nucleotides long. RefSeq names its product zonadhesin-like. The transcript is spliced from 23 exons. The coding region runs from base 143 to 7432 and encodes 2429 amino acids. Gene Ontology annotation, cellular component: membrane. Lineage: Eukaryota; Metazoa; Chordata; Actinopteri; Pleuronectiformes; Soleidae. The record is from RefSeq and is a predicted model, not a curated record.